CUGCAACUCAAAUCCAAACCCUAGAAAAAUUCUAGUCUCCAUUACCUUCUUCACAUUCUCUCUGCAACCAAAAAUGCCUUCAAUCCCCGAAGAACCUCUUUUGGCUCCAAACCCAGAUCGAUUCUGUAUGUUCCCAAUCCAUUAUCCUCAAAUCUGGGAAAUGUACAAGAAAGCUGAAGCUUCCUUCUGGACAGCAGAAGAGGUUGAUCUCUCCCAAGAUCUCCGUCACUGGAAUGAAACCCUAACCCUCGACGAGAAACAUUUCAUCACUCACGUUCUCGCUUUCUUUGCUGCCUCAGACGGAAUUGUCCUCGAAAACCUUGCUGGUCGGUUCAUGAAGGAAGUUCAAGUCGCUGAAGCUCGUGCUUUCUAUGGUUUUCAGAUCGCAAUCGAGAACAUCCACUCCGAAAUGUACAGUCUUUUACUUGAAACCUACAUCAAGGAUUCUUCAGAGAAAGAUCGUUUGUUUCGUGCAAUCGAGACAGUUCCUUGCGUGAAGAAGAAAGCCGAAUGGGCUCUUCGGUGGAUCGACGGUUCAGAAUCGUUUGCAGAACGUGUAAUAGCCUUUGCUUGUGUUGAAGGGAUCUUCUUCUCGGGGAGUUUUUGUUCGAUCUUUUGGCUCAAGAAGCGAGGGUUGAUGCCUGGUUUGACCUUCUCGAACGAGUUGAUCUCGAGAGACGAAGGGUUACAUUGUGAUUUUGCGUGUUUGCUCUAUGGGUUAUUGAAGCAGAGGCCGAGUGAGGAGCGAGUUAAAGGAAUCGUCGCUGACGCGGUGGAGAUUGAAAGAGAGUUUGUUUGUGACGCGCUGCCCUGCGCGUUAGUGGGUAUGAAUGCGGAUCUGAUGAGUCAGUAUAUACAGUUUGUUGCUGAUCGGCUGCUUGGCGCUCUAGGGUAUGGAAAACUGUACAAUGUUCAGAAUCCGUUUGAUUGGAUGGAAUUGAUCUCAUUGCAGGGGAAAACUAACUUCUUUGAGAAGAGGGUUGGGGAUUAUCAAAAGGCUUCAGUUAUGUCGAGUUUGAAUGGGGAUGGUGGGUCCCAUGUGUUCAAGAUGGAUGAGGACUUCUGAUCUACGGUCCUGAUGAUUGUAUUAUAUUUUCCUUUUUAUUUUU
Telopea speciosissima is the source of this 1109-nucleotide messenger RNA. RefSeq names its product ribonucleoside-diphosphate reductase small chain. The record is from RefSeq and is a predicted model, not a curated record. Gene Ontology annotation, molecular function: oxidoreductase activity. Gene Ontology annotation, biological process: deoxyribonucleotide biosynthetic process. Lineage: Eukaryota; Viridiplantae; Streptophyta; Magnoliopsida; Proteales; Proteaceae. The transcript has a single exon. Bases 74 to 1066 code for a protein of 330 amino acids.